AUGUCUUCCACAAUGUCUUCUUCAAUCACCGCGAGAAGCGGAAAGGACACUUCUAUCUUUGACAGUCCCACUUUCGACCAGGACCUUCGUAUCCACGUCAACCAGGCUGUAGGUUCUGCCUCCAUCUCACCCGGCGGACGUGAUGUUGUUCUGGCAUCGCAGCAAGGUCUGCACAUUAUAGAUCUCGAUUCACCCUUCUCUCCUCCGCGUCAUCUCCGUCAUCAGACUCCAUGGACUCCUGCCGACGUACAAUGGUCUCCGUUUGCUUCACGAUACUACUGGGUUGUCAGUACUUCCAAUCAGAGAGCUUUGGUCUGGAACCUCGAGCUCGCCAGUCUCCAAGCUCCCAUAGAGCACACCUUGCAUGCGCACUCAAGAGCCAUCACCGACAUCAAUUUUUCUCCCUUGCAACCUGACCUCCUCGCUACCUGUGCAGUCGAUGCAUUCGUACAUUGUUGGGAUUUGCGCGUAUCUGCAAGGCCUGUGAUUAGCUUUUCCGAUUGGUUCGCUGGCGCUACUCAAGUCAAGUGGAACCGACGGAACACUCACAUCGUCGCCUCGUCGCAUGAUAAGUACCUACACAUAUGGGAUGAUCGAAAAGGUGCAUUGCCUCUCAAGACCAUCGAAGCUCAUCAAACGAAAAUUUACGGAAUCGAUUGGAGCCGUACUGAAGAGACCAAGGUUGUUACUUGCUCGCUUGAUCGAACCAUAAAGGUCUGGGACUAUGACUUCUCUGAAACAGAACCCGAGCGUGUCAUCAAUACACCAUUCCCAGUGUGGCGAGCCAGACACACUCCAUUCGGUGAUGGAGUUUUGGCUAUGCCGCAGAGAGGAGAUCAUGACUUGCACAUGUAUGACUGCCGCCCAUCAAAUGUGACCAACACGCCUGCUCUCACAGAGCCCAACUACCGCUUUACUGGACAUGAUGAUCAAGUCAGAGAGUUCCUGUGGCGAGGACGUGGCAACAUCGAUGAGUACUCGGACGGCCGCGACUUCCAGCUGGUAUCGUGGGGAGCUGAUCGCGAGUUGAUCCUACAUCGUAUGGGGGACAAGCAACUUCAAUCUAUCGGAUUCCAUAAAGGCAUGCUCAUGGAUAAGCCUCCACAACUUACUCGGAUCGGCGCUCCUUAUAAAUCUUUCAGAGACCGACCCGCGCAUCCCGGAAUUGCGGCUCAGAAUACCACACAAGGGUCCGAACUCUUUCAUCCUGGUACCAGUCCUGGCAUGAACAAAGUGCCCAUUCCCGUCGCAGGUGGUUGGGCAGACGGUGGUCAGAUGAUGACGUAUUCAGGUAUCGAAACUCGAAAUGUUAGACCGCAAGACAAUGGUCUCAUAUCCUGGAUGAAAGGUGUUAAAUUUGGUAAACGCAAACCAAGUUCGCCAGACAGGCUGACAACACGAAGGCUUUCGAUCAUUGCUGAUCUUCACCACCCAGACUCUCAUGGCAUACGUGAGAACUUGAGUGACGAGAUCAUUCAUGUGGGUGAAAAGUUUACUCGAGUCACUGUCGAUGAAGCAGACGUGUCGAAUAGACACGUCAAAAUUUCUCUCAAUGGACCAUGGGCUGCUGAAGAAAAGUUAGCCUUCAUGCAGCUUUGUAUGGACUUUCCCGCUGACUAUCCCGAAAAGUCGGUCCCGUACUUCCAUCUUGACAAAGCUUCUGCUUUGACGGAAAAGAAAGUGGCAGAGCUCGAAGGUAACUUACGCAAAAUCGCUACUGGUUACCUGAUACAUCGUCGGGGGUGCAUUGAAGGCUUCCUGUCUUAUCUGACUGGUGAAAGAGAUCUUCAGGAGAGCAUCAGUUGGCUCGGUCUUGGCGGCCAUGAUGUUAUAGCACCUGGCGAAGAGGCUGAAAGUUCCAGCGAUGAAGAAGAUGGAUUGUUGGGUGACUUUGGUGGUGGCGGCGGCGAGUCGCAAACACUGGGCAUGGAAGGCAGUGUAGGAUCCGGCAUCUUCAGCACCAAUGCCAACGUACCUCUUCCCAGAACUUGCGGAGCUCUGUGGGCUCCAAACGGACAACUCAUCUGCUUCAUACCGCCCAAAGAAGAACCACGAUCAAUCUUGCACAAGUUCGCAGUAGAUGAGCGAAGUCGCAAUCGUGGCAGCAGAGAGAUCUUCGAAGGCUUUGGAAGACUACACCCUGGCCAAACAGAGGCCAGGGCCAAAAGUAAGCCUAGUGCGGACGCAUUCGAAGCCGACGAUUCAGAUGACAGCUCCGAGUUCUCAAAUUCGAGCUCGUCUUCCGGGUCAGAUGAGCCAGAGUUGUUCCUUCGUCGGUUCCAGCCACCAUCCGCCUGGCAUGGUGGUUCUCUACGAUUUCCGCGACUCAAAGGACUCAGAACACAUUCCACAGAAGGUUCAAUACCAACGAGCAAUGGACUCAACAAGAGAGGUUUUGGCGCUAGACACAAAGUCCGGAUCAAGGUUCUCGACGUGGAAAGCUUGGUGCCUUCAAAGCGAAGUCUUGCGUCAGAGUACCUUGUUUACGGCGAUGGAAAGACUGUUUGCUCGCACAACGCUCGGAUCGCUCUCCAGAAUGGCUCCCCUGAUCUGGCUGACAUAUGGGAGUUUGUUGGAUUGAUCUUAGCGAAGCAAGUUCCUGUGAGCAUGCUCACUAUCCCAAGGCAUGAGACUGACAUCAGGGUUCUGGCACGUAGGUUGCUCAUACCUUCUCAGAGAAACGACAGCGGGCUUGACUUGUCUUUCGAUGAACCGGAAGCUGUUUUACGCCCACAAGAAACGGCUCUCAUCAAGUGGGGUACACACCCAUUCGCUGGAUCAUGGCUCAUCGAUACACUAUUCGCAUACUUCGAGAGUUUGGCAGACGUCCAGAUGCUAGGCAUGCUCUCGUGCAUAUUCGCACAAUCUCUGUCUCCAGAUGAUCAACGUCCGACUUACGAGUAUCUCCCACCAUCGAUGAGUUGCGCAGCUCAGCUUUUGAACUACUUCUCCGACAAAGAAGCAGCUCUUGGAUUUUACGAACCAAUCAUCUCUGUCUCUGAUCUAUCCAACAAGCAUAGGAAGUCAGGAACGGGACUCACCUCCGCAGGAGAAUCGUCUCAGGAUGUGCGAGAGCAGAUUGCGAGUGAGCCUGUCACACCUUUCUAUAACGACAAUACACCUCCAAUGCCGCUGUCAAGAGCUAGCACACACCGUUCUAGUGCUGCGCCUAGUCUUUCAACAUCACCGGAGCACCAUCGUACCUCGAUACCGAGUGCUACAAGUUCGUUCGCUGCUUCUGUUCUAGCUCGACCAUUUCAGCUUGCUAGCUCUCCUCCUGUUCGCAAUAGGACUAGUGGGGAGGACCUCUCAUCGUCAAUACCCUCCCAGGCAGGCGUGAACUGGAGCAAGAGCAAACCAUUCACAAGAAGCGACGCAACCAUUCGUAGAAGUUUUGUGUCACAAGGCUUUGGGGAUGACUACGAUGGUUCCACAACUGAAGACGAUGAGUCUUUGCCACCACAAUCUCGAGUCAAGACAAGUCUGAAGAAUCAAGACUUGUUCGAUGACGAAGGAUGCCCAAGUGUGGCAUUCCUUGAUGCUCACCAGUCGCUCAAGUUUGCUGUGUAUCGAGCAGUGUAUGCAAAUAUGCUAGGUGCCUGGGGGUUGCAGAUGCAACAGAAUGAGGUGGAUAAACUCGAUGGGCUACUGUCAAAUAUUCUCACUCGGACCGAGUCCAGAGAUCGUGGCUCGCAAUCUACUUUGACCCUUGGAGAGGUUGAAGAGGAUCAAGAGAAGUUGGAAGGCUUGGGUCCGCAGGUUGUCAGAUGCUGCAUGUCUUGCGGCGAGGUUGAAAAUCAAGAACGUCGCGGCGCGGAUCGCAAAUGCGUCAGGUGUGGCGGAAAGUCGCAUUUGCUCUCAUGCACCAUCUGCUACCAACCCAUCGCAGGCCUCUACAAAGUAUGCCUUGCAUGCGGUCACUCGGCACACACCUCUUGCCUUGCCAUCCUUCUCGAGUCACUCACUGAAGACGAAAAGCCAGAGUGCGAAGCUGGCUGUGGAUGUGCUUGUGAUGAGAAUAUGGCGGUGAGCGGGGAAGAGGUAUUCGGUCUCACCAAGUCUCCAACUUUCGAGCAGGAAGUGGCGAAGGAGACUGGGUUCCGAAUGCUUCAACCUGUAGGCAAUAGUACUAUUUUGCAUCGACGAGGAAGUAUCGUUGAGGCGAGACAGUCAGGCAGGUUGCGAGAAAGGACACAAGAGGCACCCACACAAUCAUCGCAAAAUGACCUUCGUAGGAUGAGAACGAGGUCGGUCGGACAUUAA
This is a messenger RNA of Aureobasidium namibiae CBS 147.97, 4263 nucleotides long. RefSeq lists its product as uncharacterized. The transcript has a single exon. Bases 1 to 4263 code for a protein of 1420 amino acids. Gene Ontology annotation, molecular function: protein binding. The record is from RefSeq and is a predicted model, not a curated record. Lineage: Eukaryota; Fungi; Ascomycota; Dothideomycetes; Dothideales; Saccotheciaceae.